Messenger RNA from Meloidogyne enterolobii, 916 nucleotides. NCBI's taxonomy places the organism in Eukaryota, Metazoa, Nematoda, Chromadorea, Rhabditida, Meloidogynidae. The record is from the annotation of a GenBank genome assembly.
GUCGAUGGUCUGUGCCAAAAAUUUUACGGAAAAUCAGGAUGUUAUAAAUCAUAUUAAUUUUACUCCGGAUGGAACACUUCUCGUAACUUCCUCAAAUGACGAUUCAAUUACUGUUUAUGAUUGUGCUAAUGGAACAAAACAGCGUUCAGUUAAUUCUAAGAAAUAUGGAGUUGAUUUGAUUCAUUUUGCACAUACUCAUAAUGAUGCUAUUCAUGCGUCUACUAAAGUUGAUAAUACCAUUCGCUAUCUUUCACUUUAUGACAACAAAUAUUUGCGUUACUUUCAAGGACAUACUAAAAAAGUUGUAACUCUUUGUAUGUCCCCUGUAGAUGAUAUGUUUCUUUCUGGUUCUCUGGAUAAAACUAUUCGUCUUUGGGAUUUGAAAAGUUCGAAUUGUCAGGGUUUAAUGCAACUUUCGUCUCGUCCAAUUGCUGCGUUUGAUCCAGAAGGUCUUAUUUUUGGUGCUGGAAUUGGUAACGAAGUUAUUAAACUUUAUGACCUGCGUUCUUUUGAUAAGGGUCCUUUCAACACCUUCAAUAUUGGAUGUAAAGAUACUGGUUAUGAAUGGACUGGAAUGAAAUUUUCCCCGGAUGGAAAGUCCAUUCUUAUAAUGACAAAUGGUCCAAUUAUGCGAAUGGUUGAUGCUUAUAAUGGAAAUCUAACUCAUACUCUUAGUAGGGAGAAUGAACAGAAGGCCAAUUUUGUUGCUACAUUUUCGCCGGAUGCUAAAUAUGUGUUUUGUGGAACUUCUAAAGGAGAAAUUAAUUGUUGGUCUGCUGAAUCUGGUCGUCUUGUUCAUACUCUCCAAACAGACCAUCCUAAUACAAUUGAACAAGUGACAUUUAAUCCCAAAUAUUUUAUGUUGGCAUCGGCUUGCAAACAAUUGAAAUUCUGGAUUCCAUCGGCGGAUGAGUAA